AUGUCUUUCAGCGGAACCCAACAGAAAUGCAAGACUUGUGAUAAAACUGUUCACUUCGUUGAUUCAAUUUCUGCUGAUGGUAGUGUUUAUCACAAGAACUGCUUCAGAUGUAGCCAAUGCAAUGGCCUUCUUGCGAUGAGCACCUAUUCAUCACAGGAAGGAGUUUUGUACUGUAAGACUCAUGCUGAGCAGCUUGCCAAGGAAUCUGGCAAUUUCGCCAUGAAGAGAUCCCUGUCAGCGGGAUCGGGAAAGCCCAGCGAGCUGCCUAGGGCCCCAAGCAAGCUUUCUGCUUUCUUCUCGGGGACUCAAGAAAAAUGUUCCGCAUGCAAGAAAACCGUGUAUCCAUUGGAAAAGUUGACAGUGGAAGGUGAAUUUUACCACAAAUCAUGCUUUAGGUGCACACAUGGAGGAUGUUUUCUGAGUCCUUCAUCCUAUGCUGCACUUGAUGGAUAUAUAUACUGCAAGCCUCACUUUUCUCAGUUGUUUAAGGCUAAAGGUAGCUAUAGCUAUCUCUCCAAACAAGCUUCAAUGAAGAAAAAUGAAGAAAAAAAGGCUGCGGAGGAGAGAGCUGCUCUUGAAUCAGCAGCAGAACCAGCACCAGAGGCAGCAGACACAGAGACAAAAGAAGAACAAGAUCCUGCUGCUGAGACGCAAGAGGCGUAAUAAGCUCAUAAUUCAACAAGGUUGCAUCUUUGUAUGAUAUCUUUUGAUCUGGUGUUGAUUGGCCUCAAACAUACCCCAAAUUUUGAUUGGGUGGUUUUGGUGGCCUUUUGUCAUUUGAGAGGAUUCCUGCAAAAGUGCUAUCAUGUGUUUCAUUCAUUCAUUUGUUUGUGAACAGACAUUAGAUGAUGAUAAACAAUGUUAUGUUCAUCGGGGAAAUGUUAUGUAGUAGAUGUCUUUUAGAAGGUCGAUUAUAUGUUUGGAUUGACGGUGUAUUUGACAAAAUCACAGUGACAUUACAAUUUUGUUAAAACUCUAAAAUGUAGUAGCUCACUGUGAUUAUGUCAAAUUCAGCGUCAAUUUCAACAUGCACA
Molecule: messenger RNA, 1034 nt
Organism: Trifolium pratense (red clover)
Lineage: Eukaryota; Viridiplantae; Streptophyta; Magnoliopsida; Fabales; Fabaceae
Product: LIM domain-containing protein WLIM2b-like
Exons: 5
Coding region: 1-663 (220 amino acids)
Biological process (GO): actin filament bundle assembly
Cellular component (GO): plasma membrane; actin cytoskeleton
Molecular function (GO): actin filament binding
Source: RefSeq, a predicted model, not a curated record